CUGCUGCCGCUGCCCUUUCCAUGCUGCUACUACUGCUACUACUACACAACCGAUAACAUGCGCCCACCCAACAGCGCGACAUGAACAGCGAGAAUGUCUGGCAGUCGUGCGAUGGCAGUCCAGAUGUACCCAUUGGAUGUACCUUAACCGCACAAGAGAUUGCAGGCCUCAAGACUGGCGCGAGAACUCCUCGGCCAUACUACAAUGACCAGCUACACGAUUGGCAGGGUCGCAAACACUCCCUCCACGAACCUCAAACCAGCAGCGGAGAUGAACUGAAUGCCCCAGAGAGCAUAGACGGAGAAUGGGAGCGACAGAGCAAACCAGUAUCUGUCAUAAGCAGCGAGAGUGGAACCGAGGCCGACGAUGAACGAUCGACUUUCGUCAAAGCACUGCCACCCAGCGCCGUACGACCGAGGAAAGGACUCAAGACGGGAGAAGAGGAUGAAGAUGCGCUGCUUACGCCCAGCCAGCUUGAUGAGCGAGAACGGGAGCUCACAGGCUAUUUUCAGAAGCAAAAGGCAGAAGGGAGUUCUGCACAAAGGGAACAGGAAGAGCAUGAAAAGUUAAUGAAGAGGAGAUAUGCCGAGUUUGCCAGACGAAGCUCGGAAGUGGCGCUCAUGAUGGUGAUUUUAGCAUGCGUGUUAUGCGGCAAAGGAGUUGGCAGCAUAGCCUGGGCAUGGCGGCGAGAACUGCUCAGCCAACUGCUCACCAUCAUGGGGCUCAUUCUGGUCUAUCCGAUUAAGCUGUCCAUCAUAGACACGGCAGCUGCCCCCAGCAGUAUCUGGCAACGAUUUCGAGUACCAGCCUCGUUCGACCCUGCAACAGUCCUCUAUCCACCUUUGCUACCUGUCAUGGUCGCUUUAUCAGUAGCGCCAGCGAAUCCGGCAGUCGUGCUGCCAAACAUUGUAAUCGGACUUGCUUCACUACCACAACGACUCUUUCCACGAUCCAGUCGACUAGGACGUUUUAAUUCUGUGCACUGGCUUGUGGCCAUUGUUCCACUCAUCGUGGCCGAAAACUCCGCUUGGCACUCUAAUCACCUUUUACCACACUUGCUGCAGGCACCAGACGCGCUCACCCGGGAGACUCUGGUCACACUCUAUCCGCUGCAUCACGCACUGCUGCAGCCACUCCAGUAUUUGACUAGGACAAGUCUCUUGGCGUCAGAAGUGCACCUGCUGUCAGCUGUCUUGAUCAACCUUCUCUUGCUUGCCUCGUCGCCGCAAACUGUAAUAUUAAAAGCAUGUCUAUGGCUGGGGGGUGUGAUGCUGUUCGUGUUAUGCGGGCCAGUUCUUCACUGGAAUCUCACUCUGGUUAGAAUCCCGAGAUGGAAGCUACGACGAGAUGGCCAUACAGCUGAGGAGCGAAAGUCGUUGGUCGAUGCAGUCUCGAAUCUCAUCAAUAUACAACGAGCAACCACGGCUUUCCAGGGACCAAGCACAGCCGAAAGUGAUGCCGAUGAGGACGAGCCAAGUCGGUUCCUUAAGCCGAAGGUGAGUCUGGGCAGGCCCAGACUCAACACUUCACAGUCACUACUCCACCCUUUCCAUACUGGCUUUUUCGGCGUCGAGGCAGCAGUUGAAAGCCAGCAACCAUUGCCAGUCAUAGGCAACGAUGGUAGACCACGACGCUACGCAAGGCGAAACACGCUUCCAGAACGACAGCCGCCUCACGUCUUCUCCACGACUACCAGCACAAAGCGCAACAGAAGUAGAGCACAGCACAUCGCAUGGUACCUUCAACUCACACCUGAACAAGCCAAGAGACGAAAGUGGCUAUAUGCAAGCUUCAUAUAUGCUGCUAUACUAGCUAUCGUCUUCAUCCCGGUAAGCUCGUACAUUGCUCGCCGCGCCCUCUGGAAUCGUGAGCCCGUAGGCUGGGCAGUUGGCUACCUCUUAGGCCAGAUUCCAAUAGUACACAACUCUGUAUCAGAUCUAGGUCUCGACACGUGGUGGAUACAACUACCUCUCGCCAACAGCACGAACUGGUCCGCCAUACCCCUCAGCAUACCCCUCCACAUCGACAUCAUUCGAUCCGAUCUUGGCCAAGCCAACGUCCGGCUCCUUCUCAUCGCGUACUGGCUGGCUGUCCUCGCGGCUGGUCUCCUGACAGUGUUCACACUAACAGCCUUUGUGGAAGUCGACACGCGUCGUAAAGUCUUCCAUGGAGUCAUGGUCGCGAUGCUACUUCCAGCGACUUACGUCGACCCUUGUUUCUGCAGCCUGACUCUCGGUCUCAUCCUAGCAGUCUUCCUACUACUAGAGAUCAUCCGCGCAGGACAAGUUCCACCUCUCGGGAACGCCAUUUCUCGCUUCGUGGCCCCUUAUGUUGACGGAAGAGACUUGAGAGGUCCGGUUGUCGUGAGCCAUAUAUUUCUGCUUAUUGGCUGCGCGGUACCAUUGUGGUUCAGCUUAGCCAGUAUCGGACGCGCUGGAGCUCGACCUUGGGAGAACUGGGAGCUUCAAGGUAAUCUUCGAGAAACAGCCAUGAUCUCUGGUGUAGUCUGCGUAGGCAUGGGCGAUGCCGCUGCAUCCUUGAUCGGCCGACGAUAUGGUCGGCACAAAUGGAUAUGGGUGGGCGGAAAAAGUUUAGAAGGAUCGGCAGCUAUGGCAUGUGCUGUAGCAGUCGGAUUAUUGUUGGCUCGCGCAUGGCAGAUAUUUGGUGGCUGGAACGGAAGUUCGUGGAUCGAGCGUCCGUGGUGCUGGGACUGGAGCAUCGCUAUCCUGAAAGCUUUAUUCUGUGGAUGUGCAGCCUCGUUCAUGGAAGCGGUCUUGACGGGAGCAAACGACAAUGUGGUGGUACCCGUGGCUUUGUGGUUACUCGUCAAGGGCGUCAGACUUUAGACAGGCGUCGUCACUCUUCUUCUCAUUCCAAAUGUCGGUCUUUGUUGUUUUUGUUGUUGUAGUACUUGUUGUAGUGGUAGUAGUGCGUAACGACGACUCGAGCC
Sphaerulina musiva SO2202 is the source of this 2950-nucleotide messenger RNA. RefSeq lists its product as uncharacterized. Gene Ontology annotation, cellular component: endoplasmic reticulum membrane. The record is from RefSeq and is a predicted model, not a curated record. Gene Ontology annotation, molecular function: dolichol kinase activity. Gene Ontology annotation, biological process: dolichyl monophosphate biosynthetic process. Lineage: Eukaryota; Fungi; Ascomycota; Dothideomycetes; Mycosphaerellales; Mycosphaerellaceae. The transcript has a single exon. The coding region runs from base 81 to 2846 and encodes 921 amino acids.